Messenger RNA from Hyalella azteca, 3004 nucleotides. RefSeq lists its product as uncharacterized. Lineage: Eukaryota; Metazoa; Arthropoda; Malacostraca; Amphipoda; Hyalellidae. Bases 29 to 1759 code for a protein of 576 amino acids. The transcript is spliced from 11 exons. The record is from RefSeq and is a predicted model, not a curated record. Gene Ontology annotation, molecular function: ATP-dependent polydeoxyribonucleotide 5'-hydroxyl-kinase activity; polynucleotide 3'-phosphatase activity; protein binding. Gene Ontology annotation, biological process: DNA repair.
GUCUUCUUGACUUUUGGUUGUUUUUUUAAUGGCAAGAGGCACAAUGUCAAAGUGUGUCUUGAGAAGUUUGAGUCCUGAAUCUCACAGUGAUUUCUCUGUAUGGAAUUCUGACCCAAUUUGUAUUGGAAGAUCAAGAGAUACUAGAAUAAAAGACAAAAGAUGUUCAAAACAGCAAGUUGAGAUCACAUGUAAUUUUCCGGCUUUCAAAUGUGUGUUGAUGCAACUGGGUAGUAAUCCUUCUGCUCUAAAUGGCAACUUGUUGAAGAAAAAAACUCCUCUUCUUGCAAAUCACGGGGACAUAUUAGAGGUCUUGGCUGGCAGUCACAAGUAUAGAAUAGAAUUUGAUCCGCCUCCUCCAACUUCAACUGAAGACAAACCCCCAGACUUUAAUUUAGAACCAUCUUGUGAUUCAGACAAGUUGAAAAGUUCUCUUGGAGAAGGCAGCAUCAGUGAAGAAGAUUCCAUCUCUAAAGUUCUUGUGGAAGUGAAAAGGGACCCCACGUUGUCCAUUCUAAAAAGCAUGCCUAAGGUCAAGGCAGUGGAGCCAAAAGCUACUACAACUAGAAAAAGAGAGACUUCAGCAAAUGAAGAUUCCAGUACAAAGAAAUUGAAGACUGAAGGCUUUUGGAAAUCUGUUGAAAGUGGUGACCUGCUUAUCUACAAUGCCAACCUUUCUCCUGGCUCACAGAAGGUUGCAGCUUAUGACAUGGAUGGAACUCUGAUAACCACUCAAUCUGGUCGUGUUUUUGCCACGGACUACAAUGACUGGAAGAUAAUAUUUUCAGAAGUUCCUGGCAAGCUCAAAAGCUUGCAUCAAGAUGGCUUCAAGAUCUUAUUUUUCACUAAUCAGGCUGGCAUUGGGACCGGUAAGCAGACAGCAGCCGGCAUACAGGGCAAGAUAGAGAGCAUCAUUGGCAGACUGGGUGUGCCAGUGCAGGCUUUUGUAGCUACAAACUCCAGCAAAUACCGCAAGCCUCUCCCCUACAUGUGGAACUACUUUGAGGAACAUUGCAACUCAGGCGUGUCGGUUGAGCGGACGGAGAGCGUGUACGUAGGAGAUGCAGCAGGCAGGCCUGAAGUGCCCAAGACGCGCAAGAAAGAUCACUCGUGUGCAGACAGACUCUUUGCCCUCAACCUCGGCGUGCCAUUCGAGACACCUGAGCAGCACUUCCUUGGUCGUAAGCCCGAGACGAUGCUGCUACCCUCGUUCGACCCCCGCGUCGUGACGGCCGACGGGCCGCUCUACAGCCCGGCCUCCACCAAGGUGCCAGCCCACGCGUCUGAGCUCGUGGUGAUGGUUGGGUUCCCUGGGUCAGGCAAGUCGCUGCUGAGCGACGAGCUCUGCCGCAGUCACGGCUACGUGGCGGCCAACAGAGACCAGCUGGGCACCUGGCAGCGCUGCGCCUCCCUCGUCCAGAAGACGCUCCAGGACGGCGGCCGCGUCGUGGUUGACAACACAAACCCUGACCGCGCCUCACGGGCGCGCUACCUGAAGGUGGCCCAGGACGUGGGGGUGCCGGCGCGCUGCUUCGUGUUUAACGUCAACAAGCAGCACGCCAUGCACAACAACAGGUUCCGUGAGCUGACUGAGCCGAAGCGUCCAAAAGUGAGCGAGAUGGUCUACAACAUGUACAACUCGAAGUUCGAAAAGCCGGAGCUGAGCGAAGGCUUCAAAGACAUCGUCACCGUCAACUUCGUGCCUCGCUUCCAAGACAAGAAAAAGGAAGAAUUGUACCGGAUGUUCCUACUUGAAAAAUAGUCACCUUCGUGCCCUUAUUUUACUGUGAUACUCUUUGUUUUGUAGUAGGCUUUGCGACAGGCAUCGCAUAUUAAUCUAUUUAAUGUUUUUUAUAUUAAUCUGCACUUUAGCUGGUGACGUGAGACUAUAUAAGCGCGUGGCUGUAGCUAUGCAUCAGGACUUUGAUCAUUCCUAUCAUAUGAUGCCUUCGAUCGCUUAUAAUCUAGCACACUAUUAUCAUUGUGAUGCCGCUCAUGAAUGAACGAUAAUAUGAUCACUUGAAACAUGAUCACUGAGUUUGAAGCCCCGGUGUGUGAGUUGAUUUGUAGUGCUCAUAAUCACCCACCUAGACCUUAAAAAAAUCAAUUACUCUGCACCAUCGUUCAUCACGCGCGUUAAGGUAGCUAAUAACUUUCAAUGGAAACCAAGUUUAUUAGCAAAAUGUCUUCGACAAAAAUAUCCAGAUUUAAGUUCAUGAUAUAGAUACAUAUUUAAAACAUUCAACCAUGGAAAAUAGUGGAAGAACUAAUUUAGAUCGAAUGAUUUCUUGGGUUGUAAAAGCCGUCUCCUUGUAAGCGGAAUGGUGCUUUUUCCUGCAAAGUACAGUCUUGCCCAGAAACAAUUUAAGACUUUAUAUUUAAUGAUGUUAUUUUGCUAAAGCUAGUUUAAAUGAUCUCGUCUCUUGUUUAAAUUACAUUAUUGUAACAUUACCGCACGAACAUGCUACUAGAAUGCUUUACGCUCGACAACAGUGCAUUUAAGUUGGUUUUGACGAAUCGCCCUGAUGAAUAAUUUACGUCGAGAAAUUAUGAACGUCGCCAAAUUUAAGGGGUAUCAACCUCCGCAAGAAUACGUAUGGGCUUGAAAAUUGCAGACGCGGCGACUUGUAGAAAAUAGUCACUGACACACAAAUAUUAUGACUUCUGCAUCAGUUGCAUUGCUUGAAUAACGAAGUGUUAAAUAAAUUGACAGUUAUCAUCAACCUCUCUCGUCACGCUGCGAAUUGAGUGGAAAAACGUGCAUCAUCCUUCUGAUAAAAGUGACUAACCUAAUUGAUAGAAUGCUCGCGCUAAAACCCCUGUCAUGGAUCCACUGAGAUAAUAUGUUAGUCACUGAUGAGGGCUUUGUGCCGCAGAAGUAGCAGCUGACAAAGCGUUCCCAUAACGGGUGCCGGAGACGCGAGCUGUAGCAAGUUCAAGAUACACGAGUUAUUAUACGCAAUUUAACGCACCCAAUGCUUUUAACAAUAAAUUCGUUCGUUUCUCA